CACCAUCGGGGGAACGAAUGGUUCGACGUCGGCGUGGAACCGCGGCACGGAUCCUCGCCACGGGAUAGGACGUGCUCGAGGAGCUCUGGUGGUGGAAACCGACUUCGGAGUGGGGUCGAAAAGGUCGACCUCGAGGGGUGGGGGCAGUCGGGUGGUUAGGUUGGGUUCUAUAGAAGUCUAACCGGCAGUCAGUGCCUCCCAGGGCCCCGCGCCGUCAGUUUCGUUGGUGUUGUGUGUCGUGUAACGUGUCCUCUCUCUCUCUCUUUCUCUUCUCUCUCUCUUUCUCUCUUCCUCCUUCUCUCCCUCUCUCCUCUCCACCCUGUUUCCACCGAUAUAUAUACAUUUUUUUCCUUUUUUGUUACUCUCGUCACGCUACCACCACGAUCGACGCCCGCGAGUGAUAAGGGAAUAAUCGUGCACGCGCGCGACUCUCGACGCUGGGUGACGGAUGGUGCGUGUCCAGGAAUCCGAGCCCAGGGUCACGGUUCGCGAACCAACGAUCCAGGCGAUCCUCCAGGUGGGACUAAGAGUCAAUCGAGAAGGCCCAUCCGGAACGGAGGAUCGCUGAAGAGGAUACAGAUCUGCGCAGAAACGACGCAAGAAUGCGGAGGAUCGAUUUGGAGUCCCGGAAAGGUGGCUGGAAGCCUUCGGAAUAAUCGUUGUCGGUUCGAUGCGAGUGAAGACUAUCGAAGGAGUCGAUAUUGGUGGAUUAAACGCGAGUGACGGAGUCCAGGGAUCGAGGUGGCCCGGGUGAUGACAAGGUGGAGAGAGAAAUUUCGUCGGGGGAGCAAUCGCGGCGAGCUUCCGGGGGCUAGGAAGCUUCUUGGAGGACGUUCUCAGAACAAAAUGGCGUGGGCGCCGGCGAACCGUCCUCGGGAUCCGUCGAUCGGAGCGUGAACUGACUCCGUGAAUGAAGCUUCCUCAAUCCUGGUUACUUUUGAACUCCUGGGAACUUUUGAGAAGGGAUUCGAUGAUCCAACCAGAGCCUCCGAGUGUAUUCUUCAUUUCUGGAAAAUAUUCCAGACCUAACUCAGACCUAACCCAGGUGAAUCCUCAGUUUCCGAGUGGUAACAGUGACUCUGAGUGAACAGUGUCUGAACUAAACAUUCUGAAACUCCUCGAGACGCCUUGAGAAACCUUAAAAAAUCCGCUUGGGUCACUGGAGACCCGUUUUAGUAGUUCUUCGGAGUUCCGGAAUGAUUCCAGUGUUCUCGGGGUUGUGAACGGUGACUCUUGCCUCUGGUCUCUGACUAGUGACUUCGCGGAGUCUUCGUGGUUUCGCGGGGGAUCGUCGAGAGCUCGGGAGUGUCGAACUUUUACUAAAGGUUAUCGAGAAGAGGUAAGUACGACCUGCGGUCGUACUUGGCGCGAAGGCUUCAAGAUUGCUCGAAAAUCGUCGAAGGAGGUGCGCAGGGCUGGAAGAGCGAUGGAAAUCGGGGGUGCGGCGAUGCAGAGGUUGGGCACUGCCGGGGGGCCCGGGCCCCUCAGCCUACAGGGCCCUCCAAGGUCAGUGAAAAUCUCACCCGUUAACAUACAGGACGAGCCUGGCGACCUCACUUCCCAAAAAAGCACAACUUCGCAUUGCGUAGGCUGCGGCGGCCGAAUCCACGAUCAGUGGAUUUUGAGAGUAGCGCCAAAUUUGGAAUGGCACGCGGCAUGUUUGAAGUGCGCGGAGUGCCAGCAGUUUUUGGACGAGCAUUGCACCUGCUUCGUACGAGAUGGAAAAACCUACUGCAAACGGGAUUACGUCAGGCUAUUCGGGACGAAAUGCGACAAGUGCAGCGAGUGCUUCAGCAAGGAUGAUUACGUGAUGAGAGCAAAGAGCAAGAUUUAUCACAUAAAGUGCUUCCGAUGUUCGGCGUGCAUGAGGCAGCUGGUACCUGGCGACGAAUUUGCCUUGAGACAGGAUGGUCUCUUCUGUAGGCACGAUCACGACGUCCUGGAAGGCGGAAAACUCUGUUCGGGGGCCGCUGGUGUUCCUGGAAACGAGAACAACAACAACGCUUCACUCAUGAACAACAACCACCAUCUGCAUCCCAACGACGGCUCGAUAUCAGAUUCGGGGUCCGAGAGCGGAUCACACAAAGCCAGCGUGGGAGGCAAUCGAGGAACGGGCAGCCAUAAAAGCAGCGGCGGUUCUGACGGAAAGCCGACCAGAGUUCGCACAGUGCUGAACGAGAAACAGCUUCACACUCUGAGAACUUGUUACGCAGCGAAUCCGCGACCCGACGCACUUAUGAAGGAGCAGCUGGUGGAGAUGACGGGCCUAAGUCCGCGCGUAAUCAGGGUAUGGUUCCAGAACAAACGGUGCAAGGACAAGAAGAAGACCAUCGCCAUGAAGCAACAGAUGCAGGAAAAGGACGGUCGUAAACUGGGCUUCGGAGGAAUGCACGGAAUUCCAAUGGUGGCCAGCAGUCCCGUGAGACACGAAAGUUCCAUAGGAAUGACGCCACUGGAGGUGCAAGCUUAUCAACCACCGUGGAAGGCUCUUUCGGACUUCGCUCUUCAUACCGACUUAGACAGGCUAGACCCCAACACCCCAUCGUUCCACCACUUGGUGUCACAGAUGCAUGGCUACGAUCUCCACGGUGGACCACCUCAAUUGCCACCUCCAGGCAUGCUCGGCGGACCCAUGAACGACGGUGGAGGCGGCGGGGGUGGCGGUCCUCUGCCACCGCCCGGUCCUCAUCAUCCUGGCAGCGGUGGUCCGGACAUGAGUCAGCAUCCUGACAGCACCGAUAGCUACGUAACUUAUCUCGAAAGUGACAGUGACUCCCUUCACCACGAUACAGGAAGUCCAUAGUGUUGUGCAGUGUGGCCAGAACGAAAGUGUCCGCUUUCUUCGUGGUCUUCUUUUAACAAGUGCUUGAAGAGAAUAGUAGUCUGCGAGAACACAUAGGGGUGAAAUGAAUAUAGAGUGAAAUGAAUAUAGAGUGAAAUGUACAGCUGGGACUAUUUGAAAGUUGUUUGGAAAGCUUGAAGCUUAUCUUGAGAGGUAGCUUGACCCUUUCGCGCCUGACACGAUUUCUCCAGAGGAACGUGUGUAAAAUGUUUCCUUUUUCAUCGAGGAAUGUUUCCUUUUUCGUCGACAAAGCCGACCGCGGCGACUGGAAAACCCAAACAAAUCAAAUUUUAGUAAACCGAAUUUUCGGUGUGUCGCUGAGUCUUCGAAUACGGUGAAUCCUGCCUAAGAGGCGCGAUGGUUCUCUGCUUAAGAGACGCUUGGUUACCCCCACCUCGGAAGGUGCUCGCAAGCACUACUCUCGAGCUUGGAGUGGAUAUCGAUCAGACUCGUCGACGCCUAAGAGACAUCUAAGGUCUCGAGAUAGCGCCUCUUAGACAGGAAUCAAUCUAUACAACUGUGAACUCUUGAUUUACUGUGAUGUUGCAAUUACAUUAUUUUAAAUGAAAUGAAAAUUAAGAGCAAUCGUUGUAGUUCGAUAAAGCUGAUUAAGUUUCAGGGUUUUUUAAUAUUAACAUUUAGGCACCUUUCAGGAACUUAAAUAUUUUAAAGAUUCAGAUCCUUAGGAAUGAGAUUCUAAACGGAAUUAUAUCGCAGUGAUUCUUGGCACGCAAAUUCCCUAAUUAUAUUUGCAUAAAUUAUUAUUGGUAUAUUUAUAGGGAACGUUCUAUUUACUGUUUUUACAAAAUUAUAAGCUUAUAUUUAAAUGUGUACUAAAUGUAGAACGUUGUGUCCUUUCAUAAAACAUUGUUUGGCGUACGUAAGCUUACGAAAUAAUUAUUUGAUGAACAAUUGGGCAACGAAUAAUUUUGUUGUUACCGAAAUAUGAAAAGUUUUCUUAUCAGAAAGGUGUAUCACGAUUUUUAAAAUAUUUUGCUACCAAUGUAUCGAAUGUUAAUCUUAUUCAAUUCUUAUUCCACUAUAAAAAAAUAAUUUCGAAUAAUUAUUCAAAAUCUGACCAACGAUAUACAACUUUUCUUAAAAUCUCACCAUUAAUUUCUGCGCGAAAGGGUUAAGAGCGAUCGACCUUUUCUAUAACUAAAAUGAAAAAAAAAACAGAAAACGAAUCGUAACAAAGAAAAUAAUCCGCAGGAACAAGAGCUUAAAUAACAAAAAAUCGCAGCAAUGGUUCGAGUUGCCGCCAUUAGAUCGAAAUAAUUUAAAAACUAUCGUAAGGACUGCAGGAAAGGAAAUGCGUAUCGGAGCGAAUAAAAGUCGACGAUUAUUUAAACAAUUAUUUUGCCAAAUUGUAGAGAAACUCGAUUAUUGAUUAGGAGUGCGAGGAAGUCGUUGAGUACUGUUGGAAACUGACAAAAAAGGAUCUGGAAGUAAGACAGUUGAGUAAACAAACAGUCCUUUUAUACAGGGUGUCCCAAAACUCGCGUAGAAGCCGCAAAUAGGGGGUAGCUGAGACGAUUCUGAACAACAAUUUCCUUUGCAAAAAUGUCGGUGGGGGCUUCAUUUUUGAAUUAUUAACGAAAAACACCGACCAAUCACAGUGCCCGAUUAGCACGCGCUCAGCUGGCUACGCAGCGACUUGGCGCAACCAGCCAAUCCUGGGUCGAGCUUAUGCUCUCGCGACUUGUGAUUGGUCGGUGUUUUUCGUUAAUAAUUCAAAAAUGAAGUCUCUACCGACAUUUUUGCAAAGGAAAAAGUUGUUCAGAAUCAUCUCAGUUACCAUUUCCGGCUCCUACGCGAGUUUUGGGACACCCUGUACAGUCGCGUAGUUACCCCCACCACUUCCCAUAGCUGCGCGCGCAGAUCUUAGCCUUCGUCGCUCAUUCUCCCGCGCGAAAUCGAGUUUGAUAGACGUGUUAAUUUCCUGGACCAUCUCCUAACCUUCGACCAACCUUUCCUUUGGGCAGAAUCCAGAUUCAUUUCCUUUAUUUCAUGGUACGUACAUCAGGUUCGUUCUUGUCAGCUACCAAAAGUAGAAAGUAUGUAUAUGAAAUCGACGAUCGAAUUUAUCGCAGUAAUUGUAAUUGAUUUUUCGCGAGACGAUCAGUAAAGAAUCGAUAAGUCCGUGGAAAACGCUAUGGCGAUAUUUUUCAAAGUCACCCCCUGUAAAAUGAAAUUUAAUUACGUUCAGUAAUUAAAAUUAGAAAGGAAGGACAAGGUUGUUAUAAUUUGCGAAGUGUGCAGACGAAAUAGUGAAAAUGACGAUUAAUUUGAGUAUUUAUUAAGAUAGGUUGCCAUCGUGCGGAUAUUUUUAAGCGAAAUUCACCCUCGUACACUGAAAUUGUCG
Messenger RNA from Hylaeus anthracinus, 5207 nucleotides. RefSeq names its product insulin gene enhancer protein ISL-1 (gene tup). Gene Ontology annotation, molecular function: DNA-binding transcription factor activity, RNA polymerase II-specific; cis-regulatory region sequence-specific DNA binding. Lineage: Eukaryota; Metazoa; Arthropoda; Insecta; Hymenoptera; Colletidae. The record is from RefSeq and is a predicted model, not a curated record. Gene Ontology annotation, biological process: neuron fate specification; axonogenesis; positive regulation of transcription by RNA polymerase II. Bases 1427 to 2803 code for a protein of 458 amino acids. Gene Ontology annotation, cellular component: nucleus. The transcript is spliced from 6 exons.